Molecule: messenger RNA, 1113 nt
Organism: Paramecium tetraurelia
Lineage: Eukaryota; Ciliophora; Oligohymenophorea; Peniculida; Parameciidae
Exons: 3
Source: RefSeq, a predicted model, not a curated record
AUGCAAAGUUUAUUGCAGCCAUCUCAACAAACUCUCCUAGUCCGUUCUCCAACUGAGGGAUCUCUUAAGAGCUAUUCCAGAUACGAGAGCAAAGGCAAGAAGAGGAUGCUCUAUAAGAAUAAUAAAGGUGAAAUUGUUGACCCUCCUGAAAAAUCACUCAGAUUGCAAAAUACUCAAUAUUCAUAACAAAGCAAAACCAAUAAGUCUCGAACUACCACCCCCACACCAUCUGAAACCAUCAAAACAUAAACUACAUCAAUCUUUGAUUUGCUUCCCAUUGAUGAUCCCAUUUGGUUAGAAUUGAUUCCCAUAGAUCUCUAAUAGGAUCAAAACUUUAAUCUUGAAAAAUUGAUUAGUGAAAAUCAAGAGUACUUUGUUAAUUUGCUUGGAUUGUACAUGUAGGAAAGAUAAUAAAACCGAAUCCAAGAAUUGAAACUUUCAUUACCAAACAAAAAGCUUUCUACCUACGAUUCAGUUUUCAAAAGACUCUAACCCUUAGAUCAAUCAAAUUUCAAUAUCAAAAUGUAUGAUUAAAUCCCAUUAGCUCAGUCCCUUUAAUUAUCAACUUAAUAUGAGACAUCCUAUCGCACACCAAAACCUCAACAACAAGAAAAUUAUAAACCUUCUUAUUACAGAGAUCCCUCAGAGAUGAUGACACUCACAAGUUAUAAGUAAGAUUACUUUAACUGGAAACCAGCUCUAACUGAAAGAGUAGGACCAUAAAGAGGUUAAAGCACAGGAGCAUUGCCAUUUAUUGGUAAGACAUCCUAUCAAGAUAACUUUCGAGCAACUAAUUGUGAACCAACCCAAUCUGCCAAGAAGAAAUCUCUGUAAAUACUUAUCCAAAUUGUAUAUAGUGGACCUUUUGCAUCAAGUAGUUCCAUGAUCUUCAAGGAAGCCUUAUCGAAAAUACAUUAUCCUGGUUACACCUUCGAGGAUCUGCCUUUAAGAAAAUAAAAUAGUAGCCAUAUCCAAAGCAAUGGAUCUUACGAUGGACAAUUUAAAACAACAUUUAAGAAUUCUUUCGCACAUAAAGUACCAGAACCCAUAGUUCAAGAUAGGUAUUGGAAAUAGAAGUUGAUACAAAAGAUAUUAGAAAAAAAAUAGAUUUGA